Messenger RNA from Salvelinus sp. IW2-2015, 1569 nucleotides. RefSeq names its product non-selective voltage-gated ion channel VDAC1. The record is from RefSeq and is a predicted model, not a curated record. Gene Ontology annotation, cellular component: mitochondrial outer membrane. Gene Ontology annotation, molecular function: voltage-gated monoatomic anion channel activity. Gene Ontology annotation, biological process: monoatomic anion transmembrane transport. Lineage: Eukaryota; Metazoa; Chordata; Actinopteri; Salmoniformes; Salmonidae.
GCUGCGUGACUUCUAGAGUGUGUGACGCUGUAGCACCUCCUCUUACCCCUCCCUUUGUCCAGUUGACAGGAUCCCUCUCAGGCAGGAUUGGAAACCAUUGACAGAGAUAAUGGCCGUUCCUCCUACCUAUGUUGACCUUGGCAAGUCCGCCAAGGAUGUCUUCACCAAGGGAUACGGUUUUGGUCUCAUCAAGCUGGACUUGAAAACCAAGUCAGAGAAUGGACUGGAGUUCACCAGCACAGGCUCUGCCAACACGGAGACCAGCAAAGUGGCUGGCACCCUGGAGACCAAGUACAAGUGGGCGGAGCAUGGGCUGACCUUCACUGAGAAGUGGAACACUGACAACACUCUGGGCACAGAGAUCACUCUGGAGGACCAGUUGGCCAAAGGGCUUAAAUUGACGUUUGAUUCCUCCUUCUCGCCAAACACUGGCAAGAAGAGUGGUAAGAUCAAGACCGGCUAUAAGAGGGAGCACAUCAACCUGGGCUGUGAUGUGGACUAUGACAUCAACGGGACGGCAGUGCACGGCGUGGCYGUGGUGGGCUACGAGGGCUGGCUGGCCGGCUACCAGGUGACCUURGAGGCCGGGAAGAACAGGGUCACCCAGAGCAACUUUGCCGUGGGCUACAAGACCGACGAGUUCCAGCUCCACACGAAUGUAAAUGAUGGCACAGAGUUUGGCGGGUCCAUCUACCAGAAGGUGAACGARCAGCUGGAGACAGCAGUCAACCUGGCCUGGACCGCUGGCAACAGCAACACUCGCUUUGGCAUCGCAGCCAAGUACCAGAUCGAUGCCGACGCAGCCUUCUCGGCCAAAGUGAACAAUUCUAGUCUUGUUGGCCUGGGAUACACUCAGACUCUGAAGCCUGGAAUUAAGCUGACCCUCUCUGCUCUCCUGGAUGGGAAAAACAUUAACGCUGGUGGGCACAAGCUCGGUCUUGGACUCGAGUUUGAGGCAUAAGAAGGCAUGGAACGCAACAACAAAUAUUUUAUUGAAAUAGCUAUCCUCACAACCUUGUUUCCCCUACAGUAGAUGUGCUAUGGUUGAGGUGAGGCGGCACACAAGGUCAAAUCACGCUACAGUUGAUAUGCUACUUUUACAGGACCACUUCAGAUGAUAAAUUAUUUUGGAAUACAGGGCCCAGUUUAGAAUAAAAGUAUAACAAGUUUAAGGUAGAGUCUGCAAAAUGUUAAAAUGGGAAAGCUCUGUUGUGCAUUUGUAUUUCACUACAAUCAUGUAAACACUUUAAUUUAUUUUUUUUGUCUCACUUGUCUUUGUCUGUGCAGUUGGUGUGAAUUGUCUUUUGUUACAUAGAGCAAAAAUACUAUUUGACCAAUGUUAUUCAAUACUUAACCCACCUGUGAUGUUUAAGACAAACCUCUGUCAAUUGUUCCUAAAAAGAACKGGGAAGGUAACAUGUCCUGCACACUAUUCAACAUCCCUCUUAAUACAAAUGCUUUGGUGAAAAAGAUGAAUGCAUUUUACAAGGAAUGGUAGUCUUCCGAUGAUUGUGUUGGAACAGACAAACUGUACCUGACAGUGUUAAAUAAAUACCAACAACAUCUUGA